AUGCUGGCAGUUGCUUCACUCAAACGCUCACUAGAAUUCGAUCCCGUCGAGCAAGGUGUGAAAAGAAAACGAGCUGAGUUAAAACUAUCGCCACCAUCCUCGCCCGUCUCAUCUUCAUCGACAACAUUUACUAAUCCAUCUUCUCCAUCCAAACAACAAUCGAUCUUCACCUCAUCGCCUUCAAAAAAUGCCUCAUUAGUUUUGAAAAAGCCCUGUUCGCUUACCGCUCUAACUUCCACAUCGUCAUCAACAACAACCGACGAUAUUCCCAUGUUCACGUACGCACAAACUGCUCAAAUGUGUGCUCAUCUACUCCGUGAACAAGAUCGGUCCUUACGCGAACAGUAUGAACAACUUCUCUCGACGAAACUUACUGAGCAAUAUGAUACGUUCGUAAGAUACACCCACGAUAACGUUCAUAAAGAUCAAUCAAAACAGCAUCGACUCUUUCAUUUUGGUCAACCGCAAGACACGAAUAAUAAUACAACAACCGUUUCCUUUUCAUAUGUUUCAUAG
Messenger RNA from Adineta ricciae, 516 nucleotides. The record is from the annotation of a GenBank genome assembly. NCBI's taxonomy places the organism in Eukaryota, Metazoa, Rotifera, Eurotatoria, Adinetida, Adinetidae.